UAAACAAAGCCUCCCUCUAACCUCCUCCAGGUGGGCGUGCCCAAAGCGUCUCCCCCCACCCCGCCACCUAUCACCACUUUUUUGGGGGGGGAGGGGAGGCUAAGCUCUCUCAGCCUAUCCUGGUGGAGACGACCGGGAAGAAGGAGCCUCUCGGCAGCGGGGCAGAGCUCUGGAAGUGCAACCACCCGCAGUGCCCGUGACGUCGCUCCCCGGGUCCCCCGGAGCCAUUGGAGGAGGCGGCCGAACAAGUCCCGCCUUCUCUGGCAGACCAUUGGCUGUCGGUGUGGUGGCCGGCGAGAGGGUCCCAAACAUUGUCAGUGAGGGGAGGAAGCGGGACGUAUCGGCGGCGGCAGCAGCAGGAAUCUACAGAUCAGCAAUGGCUGCUGAGUCUCCCCGUCGCCCAAGCCGAUGUACUGGAGGAGCGGUGGUUCGUCCACAGGCUGUCACAGAACAGUCGUAUAUGGAAAGUGUUGUUACCUUUCUGCAAGAUGUUGUACCACAGGCCUACAGUGGUACAACUCCUACAGAAGAAAAAGAGAAAAUUGUGUGGGUCAGAUUUGAAAAUUCUGACUUGAAUGAUACCUCAAGGAAUGUAGAAUUACACGAGAUGCACAGCACUGGCAAUGAGCCUCCUUUGCUGCUCAUGAUUGGCUACAGCGAUGGGAUACAGAUAUGGAGCAUACCUAUCAGCGGCGAGGCUCAGGAACUUUACUCCAUCCGACACGGCCCUGUCCGAGCUGCCCGGGUUCUGCCAUCACCACAGAUUAGUCCUCAGAAGAGCGAUAACUUUGCUGAGAAGAGGCCUCUCCUUGCUGUGUGUAAAAGCAUUGGAUCUUCUGGCACCAGCCCUCCUUACUGUUGCGUGGACCUCCAUUCUUUGCGAACUGGUGAAAUGGUGAAAUCCAUACAGUUCAAAACACCCAUUUAUGACCUGAACUGCAACAAAAGGAUCCUUGUUGUUGUCUUACAGGAGAAAAUUGCUGCCUUUGACAGCUGCACCUUCACCAAAAAGUUCUUUGUCACAAGCUGCUAUCCUUGCCCAGGGCCAAACAUGAACCCCAUAGCUCUAGGAAGCCGGUGGCUGGCUUAUGCAGAAAAUAAGCUGAUCCGGUGCCAUCAGUCUCGGGGUGGGGCCUGCGGAGACAACAUCCAGUCGUACACUGCCACAGUCAUCAGUGCAGCCAAAACCAUAAAAACCGGGCUCACCAUGGUUGGGAAAGUCGUGACCCAGCUGACAGGCACUCUGCCAUCAGGAGCGACAGAAGAAGAAAUCUUAGCUCACAGCAAUACCCGACGCAGUCCCUUGGUUCCCGGGAUCGUCACGGUUAUCGAUACUGAGGCGGUUGGAGAAGGCCAGGUGCUGGUAAGCGAGGACUCGGACAGCGAUGGCAUUGUGGCUCACUUCCCGGCACAUGAGAAGCCCAUCUGCUGCAUGUCUUUCAACCCUAGUGGUAUGCUACUGGUCACGACAGACACGGUGGGCCACGAUUUCCAUGUUUUCCAAAUUCUGACCCACCCCUGGUCGUCUUCGCAAAGUGCCAUCCAUCACUUGUACACAUUACACCGCGGGGAGACCGAAGCCAAAGUGCAGGACAUUUCCUUCAGCCAUGACUGCCGCUGGGUGGUGGUUAGCACUCUUCGAGGCACGUCCCAUGUCUUCCCCAUCAACCCGUAUGGAGGGCAGCCCUGCGUCCGCACACACAUGUCGCCAAGGGUUGUCAACCGAAUGAGCCGCUUCCAGAAGAGCGCUGGGCUGGAGGAGAUUGAGCAGGAGCUGACGACCAAGCAAGGAGGUCGCUGUAGUCCCGUCCCGGGGCUAUCCAGCAGCCCGUCUGGCUCCCCUCUUCACGGUAAAUUGAAUAGUCAAGACACUUACAACAAUUUCACCAACAAUAACCCAGGGAACCCUCGCCUUUCUCCACUUCCCAGCCUGACUGUGGUAGUUCCUCUUGCUCAAAUCAAGCAGCCCAUGACUUUAGGAACUAUCACCAAACGUACAGGCAAAAGCAAGCCAGCUCCACAAAUUUCACCCAGCAAAUCAGUGGGAGGAGAAUUCUGUGUGGCUGCCGUCUUCGGGUCGUCGAGGUCGUGGUUUGCAAGCAAUCCAGGUCUUAAAAGGGAAAAAGAUCAGUCCAAACAGUUUGUCGUGGAGUCUCUCUACAUCAUCAGCUGCUAUGGUACUUUGGUGGAGCAUGUGCUGGAACCGCGGCCCCUCAGCACUGCCCCAAAGAUAAGUGAUGACACCCCACUGGAAAUGGUGACUUGUCCAAGGGCCAGCUGGACGCUCGUUAGAACUCCCCAGUGGACUGAACUGCAGCCGCCCUUUAACUUGAAUCAUCCGCUGCUCCUGGCCGCAGAUUCCGUGCAGUGCUACCAGUAUCUGCUCGUCGGCUUGGUUCCUCUGGGAAGUCCAGGACCGAUCACACGGCACGAAUCUUACGACAGCUUAGCAUCCGACCACAGUGGGCAAGAAGAUGAAGAGUGGCUUUCUCAGGUUGAAAUUGUGACUCACACUGGACCUCACCGGCGCCUGUGGAUGGGCCCACAGUUCCAGUUCAAGACCAUCCACCCCUCAGGCCAAACCACAGUCAUCUCAUCCAGCUCUUCAGUGCUCCAGUCACACGGCCCUAACGAUACCCCACAGCCUCUCCUGGACUUUGAUACGGAUGACCUGGAUCUCAACAGUCUCAGGAUCCAGCCCGUUCGCUCUGAACCCGUUAGCAUGCCGGGGUCGUCAUGUCCAACUUCUGAUCGCCGAGGAAUUUCUACAGCGGCCGAUGCUACCUCAGCUGGAACAACACGGCUGCAAAAAUUGGAAUGGUACAAGAUGCCCGUAAGUAAAUGUGAUGAUUGCCACAUAUCGAGAACAAGAAAGAUGCAAACCACCCAUGCUUUUUUUAAAAUGAGGAGCCCACUCAUUAAGGACUCCUGCCCGUUUCCCUGCUGCACUGUUGCAUUACCCGCUUAAAGACUGGAAUUAAUUCAGAAAGGCUGCGUGCUGAAUUUUUAUUUUUAUUUUUACUGUAUUAGAUUUUACUAGGUGGCUUAUGAGUGUGUAGCACCACUUCAAGUUACAAAUGCACAUGCGCUUGUGGUAAACCUCACUCAGUUUAUUGGUGGGCUUUGAUGAAACUUCACAAGGCAUUCAGCAGCGCAGGAGCAUUGCAAUGUGUUCGCACCAAAAUGCACCCAGCUAAAUGUAUGGGUAUUUGUAGCACUCAGCAUAGGCCUUGCUUUCAAUCUAAGGCGGGGUGGAUAAUCUUAAGGCCUCUCUGUCUGGCCCUCGAGACUCUUCCCCAGGCCACACCCACUCUCCUUAGGCCACACCCAUCACUGGCCCUGCUGCACACCCUCCUUGAAUGUUUUUGCUUGGCUGGAAUUUGUCAUGGAACUAUGAUAAUGCCUCUUGCUUGCCUGCAAGGAAGAUAGAGAGAGGCAUGCAUUGAAACUAGCCUACCAUACAAAAGUAGGCUAUGCCCCCUUUCACCUGUGGCCUUGCCCACCACUAGCAGGUUGUCCCCCCUCAAAAAAAAAAGUUGCCCAGAUGGGAACGUGGCCCUCAGGUUGAAAAGGAGUCAGCAUGGUAUAGUGGUUAAGAGCGGUAGACUCGUAAUCUGGGGAACCAGGUUCGCGUCUCCGCUCUUCCACAUGCAGCUGCUGGGUGACUUUGGGCUAGUCACACUUCUUUGAAGUCUCUCAGCCCCACUCACCUCACAGAGUGUUUGUUGUGGGGGAGGAAGGGCAAGGAGAAUGUUAGCCACUUUGAGACUCCUUCGGGUAGUGAUAAAGUGGGAUAUCAAAUCCAAACACUUAUUCCAAACACUUCCCCUCCCAUUAUCCAAGAAAUCAGGAUCGUCACGAGGGACGAGGAAUGGAAAGAGAGCUGUAUGAGAAAGCAGAAUGACGAGCUGGAUUUUUGUCAGGGGUUUAAAUGCACUGGUGGCAAGAGCAAAUGGGUAAAGGUAAAGGGACCCCUCACCGUUAAGUCCAGUUACGGACAACUCUGGGGUUGUGCGCUCAUCUUGCUUUACUGGCUGAGGGAGCCAGCGCUUGUCCGCAGACAGCUUCCAGGUCAUGUGGCCAGCAUGAGUAAGCCGCUUCUGGCGAACCAGAGCAGCGCAAGGAAAUGCAAAUGGGUACCAGGAACUAAAGAAUUCCCCAGGAAUAGAGCAGUUUAAGGAGGCCCUCUUUUGGAAAUGGAGAUUUUUGAAAUGAAGCAUCAAGUUCGGGUGGGUGAGAAGGAAAUCUAUAAACUCCCCUCCCGAUCCAAUUUUUUAUAACUAAAGAAGAUUGACAUUAUGAGGGGACCUCCCCACUUCGUUUGCUCAAAAUGGUGACCUUUAUCCCCCAAAACAUGGAUCUUUGUCAGUCCCUUCUCUCUGCACUUGCUUCAGUUUUGAUGCGCUCUGGCAGCUGAGCAUGGCUAAUAAACCGAGAGAGGGCCAGCUGCCUGAAAGGGACAAAUUCAAAUAUUCUGACCUGCAAAAGUAUAAUAUGAUGCCCAUAUUCCUUCAUUUAGCAUAAUUAAUACAUUGUAUUUCCACUGAGUUUGAUAAACUAACACACAGACCUCUUCCCCUCUCCACCACCAACACCAUUUCUCCUUUCCCCUACUCCCUGGUGGCCUCUCAAGUAAUGAAUCCUGGAGAUCUAGUGUUUAAAUGCUUUUAAGACCUAACAGGAAAUAUUGUGUCUUAAUAAAGCUAAGAUCCAAAGUCCCAGUUGGGCCACUGUGAGCGAGGCAAAGGGUUGUCUCCGAGGUGGCAUGGCACAUUUUGGGAUUGCUGCCCAGUCAGACCCUUCAGAUUCUCAUGAAUAUGUUAUGUGCACAAUCAAUGGAGAUGUGUUAAGCAUUAUAUAGCUGGGUUUUCCUUGACAGUCUUUUGUUGUGUAAAGAGACAGCAUUGUCUUGGAGGGCUCUGGGACUUGAACCGGGAGCCUUGGGGUCAGGAAUCUGGCUCAGAGAGCUACCUAGAUUAUCCGUGGUCAGGCUAUAGAACCUUCUUUUGGCACAGGAGGGAAGAGAAGUGUUCCACGUCAGCCCCUGUAAUUGACAUGAGGGCUGCCAGGUCUCCUCAGGCUCUGAGCUGCGAGGGGACUCAUAGGUCAGUGUUUCUCAACCAGUGUGCCUCCAGAUGUUUUGGGACUACAACUCCCAUCAUCCCUAGCUAGCAAGACCAGUGGUCAGGAAUGAUGGGAGUUGUAGUCCCAAAACAUCUGGAGGCACACUGGUUGAGAAACACUGUCAUAGGUGACACCUUGCAGGUUCAUGGUGGAACCUGAUGGGGCAGAGGAUGGCACUUGGCAAGGGCCUACAAAUGCACUUGCCGACUCACCAACAGCAAACACAUCUUUUAAUCUGGCAAGGGCAGCAUCAGGGGGAUAACCUGCUUUUGUCAGGAGAAGUGGAGGGGACCUUCCUGGUGCCACAUUGAGCCUCAGUGCUUUUCCAGUGUCUUUCAGGUGCAGCUCAACAAGGGUGGCCCAGCCCACCCACCUUUUUGCUUUAAGGAUGGAAGUCAUCCUUGAAAUUUGGGUGCAGAGCUGCCCAAAUUUGCCUAGAUUAGAAGCAGUUCCCAAGCUUUAUCAAGCUACCCUUUAAUACAGGGGCAGGGAAACGUAGGCCCUCCAAAUGCUGCUGGACUACACCUCCCAUCAACCCCAACCAGCAUGGCUCAUGGGAGUUAUAGUCCAACGACAUAUGGAGGGCCAAAGGUCCCACACUCCUGCUAUAAUAGGAGGUGCCUGGAGGGCAUUUCAGUCAUUGAGCCAGUUGAUGUGGGCCUUCAUGGCUGAGAUUUGAGAUGCCCUGCUCCGAAUCAGCACCAGGAUCAAAGUAUGUGCCUUGAAUUGCAACCAGAACCACAUUGGAAGCUGGUGAGGAUCUUUUAACAUGUUUGAGCAAAGGUUGAAGUAACUGCCAUCGUUUGAACCAAUUGAACAGGAAUGGAGGGUCUUUUUGUCCCAUGAGCCUGAGGUUCACCACCCCUGCAGUUGAAGUUGUUAAAUAGUUUUCAAGGGCAGCCCCAUGCACAAUACAUUGCAGUAAUCAAGUCACUUAAGGCAGAGGACUGACUUGCAAGCGAUUUCCUAUGACUUAGAAGGCUUAUCUCUUGCACACAUCUAGAGAAGUAUUGGUGGGGGUGGUGAAGGGAAACCAAUGCUAGUAAUACCUUGGUACAUAUUAAUCUUUCCAUUAUGUUCUCGGUUCUUCUGUGUGAGCCCCUGCAUUCCACUGUCUCUUCGUUCAGUAAUUUAAUUAGGAUGGCGACUUGGAGAUCUUGCAGCCGAUUAGAGGCCGUGACUUGCUUGAGAGAUCAAGAAAGCAAAUUGAUAAAUGUCAGAGCAAAGGUGGGCUGUGUGGGAAGAGAGAAGGGGAGGCAGCCCUAUGCCUUUGGCUCUGAAUGAGUGAUCAAGGUCAGCUCUGGUUUGUUAACAUAUUCCGGGACCCCAGUUCAUUAUAAAUAGCACCCUGGUGGUUUGCCUUUGCCCCUGAAGAUCACGGCUGAGAUUUACCAGUGAGCCUUCUUUGUAGCUGGUUGGAGAUGGGAGAGAGGAAGCACUCCUUAAAAACCUAGAAAUCAAACUCUUCUGUACUGAAUAUCUUAAAAAGGCAUUUGUGUUUUCCCAGGGCUGGGCUGGCCCAAUAUAUUUUGCCACCUGAGGCAGAGGACGAGAUUCCAGACUGGUAGCUGAAUCUUAGUUGAGCACUAGUGAUUGGAUGCUGUGUAUUUAGGGGCAUCAAUCUAGGCUAAGAGGGUGAAGGGGAAGUGAAGAGGGACGCACAGCUUCAACAUCUCACUGUCAUUGCCCACCCCCUCUGCCUCACUCUGACUAAUGGUAGGACUGCCCCGCAUAUAUAUUGAAUCAUCAGGAUCUCUUGUCCUAGCAGCACACCUCUGCCUCCUUUGGGUAUAUUUGAUUGGAUAUGAAGUGGAGAAAUCUUCCAUGGGGCAGUUCUUCAGAAUCUUCUGUGCUGCUCUUGCCCGGCUCCUGUUCAUAUCAAUGGGGCUCACUCAGGAGAACCUCCCAGUAAGAUUAUCUCCAGUGGGUCAAAUCAAAUAAUCAUGUGCACCAAGAGUGAAUUCUGUUCUCUUAAGUGAUGGCCCUGAUUAGGUUGGCCACAGCAUCAUUGCAAAAGCGAACUAUGAUGUGCCUAAAAUGUGCAUGUGCUAAUUUACGUGUGUAAACCCAAAUUUUAGAAAGAAUUGCUUUAAUUCCCCUAGUGGGGAAGACUGUGAGCAGCUCACCUGUUUGCUUACUCAGUCUCCAGUCAAGGUGCUAAGUGUUGAUGAGGGAACGUCAACACUUUUCACUGCUCUUCCUUUUCUGCUUCUUAUCUUUAAAAUGGACUUGGACCUGUCUGUCCUUCGACUAAAGCAGAGGAGGCUAACCUGUGGCUCUCAGUAGGUUUUGGGACUUCCAACUCCCAUCAGCCCCAGCCAGCAUGACCUAUGAAGUCUGGGGUGAUAGAGUCCAGCAGCAUCUAGAGGGCUACAGGUGUAGUCCUCCCUGAAAUAGAGGACAGUCCUUUGUAAAGUAGGACAUGAGACCACCUUAGAAUCUAGCCCAAAAGGGCACUAUCCACAAUCAAGAGGGAAUUGGCAGCAGGCUUAGGGAAAUCUCAGGCCUUGAAAAAGUACAAAAAAAAACCUUUAGAAAAAAAUAGGUCCCUUUUUUCUAGAGGAGUAAUUUGGUAAUCAGGAUGUUAAUGUGAAUCCACUUUAUUUGCAAUUUCCAAAGCCAUGGGUGAACCAAAUCAUAGCUCACCUUCAACAAAUACUUCUCCAGAUUUUGCAUUGUGUUUCUCCAACCAAAUAAUAUGUAUGGCGACAUGAAUGUUUGGGGGAAAGCAUGCCUAAAAUUGCAAAUAUUUCUGAAAGUAGCUUAUUAAAAGAGCAUUCUAUUAGGGCAAAAAUUACUUGCAAAAAAUUUUUCUUAGACAGAAUUGCAUACAAAUUGUGUAUAUUAGGAGAAAUUUGCGCUGAAGUGCUGGCUAAUUUUCAUGAAGACUUCUUUGAAUAAUAAAAAAGCAAACACAUGCAGAAAUGAGAAGAAUGGAAUUCAAGACUGGAACAAUGAGAAACUGAGAGAAGCCAAAAUGGAGAGAUUUGUCACAUGGCCCAUGUCACAUGACUCCAGCCCUCUCAGCCUUAAUCGACCCACCCUCCCAAUAUGCUUCACCCUUUGCCCAGUAGCUCAUUCUCUCAUUUGCAGCCAUUGCAGCCCCCUUCCCACGUCAGAAAGUCCCAUUCAAACCUCUUUGCUGCUGUCGCUUUUUUUCAUAGGCCCCAGUUCCUUGACAUGAAGUUAAGCUGGUGUCAAGCCCCUUCUCCUACCAAGAAGUGUCCUUCAGAAAGACUUUCUUAAGUCCUUUCCCCCCGCCCUUGAAGUGAAGCUGCGAAUCGCUUUGAGGUGAAUGUGUGUGUUUUUUGUUUUGUUUUUUCAAAAAUCUAGAACAAAAGAGUUUUUCCUUACAACAGCUGUGCAGUUUUAUUAAAAAUUUAGAGAAAUCUUAUGUGUCUAAUCCUUUGAGCGGAUGUGUAAUUACUUGGCGAGGGUGCUUACACAUGGAUAACCUAGCUGUACUGUGAGACAAGAUUCUUAUGUUUAAUUUAAAGGACCGGAGCUUCUGCUGUGGUAGAGAUUAUCAACACCAAGCCCUAAGAAAAGAACACACAGCCCAAACCAACCGCUCUGCGUUUUCAUUUGUUGCACAGAUGUUCGGGGCCAUCUGACGAGCAGAUAGCGGAGUUGCCGAGACGGCAAACGGGCAGGAGAUGUGCAAGAGAGAUGUGAACAUCAGCUUUGUAUUCAGUGGGUUUUUUCAUUUGCUUAUGGGGUUGGGGUUUGUUUCUUUCCUGCUUUCUGGAUAUGACUUGUCUCCUUUCUGCUCCAGAUUAGCAUGGCUACUCUCUCUGUUAAACUGCAUCCCUUACUCAAGGGUGUGAGAAUAAGACGAUCCGUGGCUACUAGGCACAAUGGCUAUGUUCUACCUCCACUGUCAGAGGCCAUAUGUGCUUGAAUUCUAGUUGCUGGGAAUCACAGGUGGGGUGAGUGCUAUUGUGCUCACGUCUCAUGUCCAGGCUUCCCAUCGGGACAUCUAGUUAGCCACUUUGAGACCAGGAUGCCAGACUAGGUGGGCCUUUGGCCUGAUCCAGCUGCAGGGGUCUUCAGGUGUUCCUAAAGUGUGGUGCUUCUAGAAUAUAGGGCAUGGGAAGCUUAUAUGUGUUCAUGGAGACCGAAUGUGUACCUUCCUUCCAUAGAAAGGCCAGGCAUCGUUGUGAUUUCCCAAAUGCAUGGGGCGAGAUCCUUCAGAUUUGCUUUGGCAUCUAAGCCUUAGAUGUAGUGAAAUUGCUCGCCAGUGAAGGUUUCAGUGGAAACACAGAGAUCAGAUGAGUACCAAGCAAUCCUCGUGUGAUGGAAUCAAUGGAAUCAUUGGCAGCGCCACCAGCCUUUUACCAUGUCGCCUCCAUGGAGAAAAUUUUGACAUGCAGAUGAAUGAAACCCUUGUGUAGAUGGGGCGUCAUCCAUCUCCUGGCACUCAAGUUCACUGGAAGCUGCAGACAGGGCAAUGCUUAGCUCUGCCUCCAGGCUCCUUGAUGUUGCUUUCUGGAACUUCUUUAACUGACAGGAGGUGUGAUGCUGUGACCCCCUUCAAUCAGGGCUGGGCAACUUUUUUGUUUUUUUGUGGACCACAUACCCUUGGAAGUAAGCUGCUGGGAGUGGAGCAGGCAGAACUAAAAGUGUGUGGGACCACCCCUUUUCUUUCUGUCUGCUGCCCCUUCUCUCUCUUUCUCUUCCCCCUAACCAGCUAGACGCCAAGAGAUAGUUCACAAUUUUAGUCUUGCAGGUGGCCUUUUAAAUUAGUUAAGCAACCCCAUGAAUAUAUCCACCUUGGAUAUACAGAGACCUCUGAAAACAAUAUUCAGCCAGGAUCAUUGGAGGAGGGUGGGAAUAAAUCUUCCUGGCAUAGAUGGGAAGCUCCUACAGAAGGUGAAGGGGCAGGUGCCUUGACAAUAGCGAGAACCUUCUCCUGUCUUUCAUAGUGUGACUUCUCUGAGUACAAUCCUAGGUCUUGCAGUGGCCUCAUCACACUGGCUCUUGUGAGAUCUGCUACCUACUCAUUAUGUCUCACUGCCUGCUGAUAAUUGCUGUCUAGGCUGGAACGUAUGGAGAAGCAGGAAGUUGCAUCCGUAGCCCAGUGACAAAAGGUACUCCUGUAUGUACCAGGUAUAUGUACCAGGCUUGGCCAGUAGUCAAGAGUCUUGAUACUGCCUGCUAAUCACGGAGGUCAAUGUUGCGCAAUGUAUUCCCUUCUGUGCCUGAAGAGGGCUCUGAUCCCAAAUGAUCCCAAGAUGAUGUUGGACUCCCAUCAUCCCCAUGCCGCACAGCUGAUGAUCAGGGAUGGUGGAAGUUGGAGUCCAGCACUAUUUAUUUAUUUAUUUAUUUAUUUAUUUAUUUAUUUAUUUAUUUAUUUAUUUUAUGCUUACAUUCCUUUUUUUUUUUUUUGCUUUUUCAGGCAAGUGCCCACUCAAAGCAGCUUAAGAACUUAAAACAGCGAGAGAUAAAGAAAGCAGUAAUACAAAAUUUUAAGCUUAAAAAGACAGCAUCUGUCCAAAACCUGGAGCGUACCGGGGUGGGGAAGGCUCUAUAAGCCAUUAGCCCAGAGGGUCCCAGAUCAGGAACCUGGAACUCCUUUCACAGGGUUCAGAUCCCACGGGGAUGGCAUUAAAUGGUGCGCUUUGAUCAGAUUGCUACCAGUGAUUGGGCCCAAACAACCCAUGAUGCAGUUCCUUUAAUAGGACCAUAAUUAUGAUCUGCAUCUGAUCGUUGGAAUGCUGAUCUAUUUAUUUUGUGUUUGGGAGAAAUGCGCAAACAAGCCAUAAACUUGGUGAAUUAAAUAAGCACUGGGCGUGAAGAAGCAAAUGUUAUUGGGGGAGGGGGGGAGGGAGCCGGAGAAAAAGCAAGACCACACUAUGUAGCUGGACAGAUGUGUUGAGCAGCUUAGUUCUUUGUUGAGUCCAACGCUUGCAAAUGAAAAUGUCUCAGUUGUAAGAAAUUAAAGACAAAACAUGCUGUUAGAUUAUAGGGAAAGGGAGGAGGAACGAGGCGUAUCAGGCUGGUAUUUAAGCCAUGCCAUUAAUUGUUUUGAGGGUUGUUUCAAUAUAUGUAUAGAUAUAUAUAUUAAAAGCCCCUCGAGCAAUUGCUUUGUUUAAUUUGCAUUUGUGCCACGUGACCUUGCAUAAUAGCCAAGCGAAUGUGGAGCAUCCGAAAGGCCAGGGCUGUUGCAAUUGUAGGUUCUGCCUUGUGCAAAUGAAGAUGCAUCUAAAACAGCAUUUCUCUUUGUUGUUGUGUGUGUGUGUGUUUCAAAAGGCACUCUAAUGAAUUAGCGGAAAAUGCACUGCUGUAAACAGCUGUUGUGUGUUCGUCAAGCAUCUGCGGAGGGGUCUGUCUGCUUUUCAUUUCUUUCCAUCGGUCCUUCUCUCUCUCUCUCUUCUGACACAACCCACAGACUAUUUUUUUAAAAAAAAGGUCCUGCUCCUACUGUAAAAUGUAAUAUUUAUUUCCAGAUACGCACUCCAGUUUCUCCAAGUAUUGGGGGAGGGGAGUGUCAAACAGAUUUAACUGACGUUACAAAUACAGAAUUCAGAGACAGUUGUUAAUGUGAUUCUCAGGGGAGCCAGUGCAUUGUAGGGCAUGGACUUCCCUGACCGAGGGAGACAGUGGUUCAGAUCCAUUAUCCGUGGUGUCACCUUCCCUCAGCCUACUGAAGAGCACAGGCUUGUUUUGAGGAGAAAACAGGAUAAACCCUGGAAGCAUGCUUUGCAGGGAAGGGAUGUAGCUUACCAAUAGAGGUCCAAGGUUUGUUGCUGAGUGAUUUGCUGGAAGCCUUCAAGUGAGGUCAGAUUCUACCCAUUCCAUGAAGUGGUGGUAUUUAUUUAUUUAUUUAUUUAUUUAUUUACUUACUUACUUACUUACUUACUUACCGGUACUUGUUUCAGAGUGUAUCCCAUGCCUUGUUAGAGUAUUAAAGCUGAUUGGCAUAGUGGUUGGUGAGUCAGAUCAGGAACCCCCGAGAGGCCAGGGUUCAAAUGCCCCACUCUGCCACGUUGACUUGGGGGUCAGUUACUGUCAUUCAGCCUAACCUGCCUCAGGUGGUUGUUGCAAGGACAAAUUGAGCACGGGAGGGGGGGCAUGGAUGUUUAUUGCUCUCCUGAGUGAAGGUCUUUCCAGUAUAAACCUUACACAUAUACAGUGGUACCUCGCAAGACGAAUGCGUCUUGCAGUCUGAUGGGUGACUCGCAAGACAAAUUCGUUUUGCGAAAAAUUCGUCUUGCGAAUCGCAGUUUCCCAUAGGAAUGCAUUGAAAUUUAAUUAAUGCGUUCCUAUGGGCAAAAAAAGAAAUUUCAAUGCAUUCCCAUGGGAAACUGCGAUUCGCAAGACGGAUUUUUCGCAAAACGAAUUGACUCGCAGAACGAAUUACAUUCGUCUUGCGAGGUACCACUGUACCAAGUUGGAAAAAUGGGGAAAUAGUGUGUUGGUUUAUCAUCGACCCUCUCCCCUCUACUCUCUCCCCCUCCCUUGGGAUACCAUAUUGUCUUACACUGAAUGUAACCAAAACACUUUAUACUCUUUACAGAGAAAGAGACAUUGCACGUUCUUUUGUCUUUCAUGAAAAUCUUUAAUAAAAAAUAUUUAUAUUUUAAAAAAUAUAUAGAUUUGAACCCCAGCAAUGCUUUGGGUUGCCAAGCUUUGUAGAUGCUAAUAUAGGAAGAGCUUUAUAGAGAGUGUGUGUGUGCAUAUACAUAUACUGUAUGUGUGUCUAGAUAUGUAUUUCCAUACACAUAUGCCUGAAAUAAAUAUGUUUCCGCUCACCCAUCCAUCCUGCGACUGAAUGUAAACCCCUUCCUUUCAAGAGUUAAUAAACACACCCAAGCUGUGCUGAUCUUGUAGCUUUAGCCAGCCUUAAUCUGUAAGCUUGAUUACCUCCUAACCUUCAGUCGCCUGACGCAGCAGGGGGUGGCAGGAGGUGCGGGAGGGAGGGAGGGGGCUCCACAGCAGCUUUUGUGGCGUUGUGCCCAGCUUGGACUUAAAGGGAAAUCAUUCGGGGGAAAUAGAUGGAGGGGGCUUUGUCAUCUGCACAGCGGCAAUGGCAGAGCAGUAGCUCAGGGACAGAGUGUCUCCUUUGCAUGCAGAAGGUCCCCGGUUCAGUCUCCAGCAUCCCCAGACAGGGCUGGGAGAGACCCUCUGCUUGAAACCCUGGAGCCAGUCAGUGUUGACAAUGCUGAGCUAGAUAGACCAAUGGCCUGACUCAGUUUAAGGUGGCUUCCUAUGCAUUUUCAGUGCUCAGGGUGGGAAGCAGGGAAAGGGGGCAGUCCCUGGUUGUGAGAUUGCAGGGGUUGUGAGAUUGCAGGGGGAAAUGCCAUGGCACCACUAAACUCUCCUGCCUAUGCCUCUUUCCAUUCCCUACUGCCCAUUAGAUGGAUAGAUUUAUGGUUCUCGCCAUGGCAGUGUGGUCUCUGCUUCCCCAUCAGUGUCUAGUCAUGCCUUUCACAUAACUUCUGGAUGUUUGGACUUCCUGCGCUGCCAUUUCUGCCCUCUGGAGAUGCACCCUGGCAAUCUGGCUUUCCCGUGUGAUAUCCUAUCCACCUAGGGAUCCACACUCAAAUGCAUAGGGGUCACCAAUGUGGUCCCAUGGUACCUUUGAGGCCUCUCCCUGGCACCCAACAAAUCUCAGAGUGCCCCCCUCCCACUGCCUUGGUCAUGAGUGUGUCUACCUUUCUUUCCCUUGAAAUAUACAUAGAGCUAAAGGAGGAAUUUGAAGAGUGGCCCUCAUUCCGACUUCCUCUUUCAGUCCUGUGUGGUUUUCAAGACUCAGAUUAAUUCUGCCGGAUCUGGGGAAAACAAACUGUGAGUUUCAGUCUGUCUGCCAGAGCCCAGUCCAACAACAUCUGGAGGGCCAUUGGUUCUCCACCCCGGCAUUGAAACGAUUUUGUUUUGCCAUUGUCACAAGGGGCCAAAGCAAAGCCCCAGUUGCCUGCCUUCCAGUGUGGGCCACCAUCCAUCCACACUCAAAGAACAACCCUGGAAUGGUGCCACGUAGCAAAAUAGCCUCAUUCCAAGCAGAGAUGUAUUUGCAGACAGUGGUUGUCCAGGGCUGCAGACUGGGGUUGGUGUUAGCAUUGCCGCCCACAGUGGUCACCCUGGGGUGUGAGGCAGGCUGUGUGAAGGGGGCCUCUGCACAGCACAGGGGCAGCUUUGUCAAUGGGCCUAGCUCCUGCAGAGAAGGAGACAGAAGGAGAGGAGGUCCAACACUAGGCAGAGCCAGAGCCAAUGGCAAGAAGAGCCAAUUCAUCCUCUUCAGGAGGAAGCUGACAAGCAGAGUCACCCCUUUGACUGGCUGCAUGUAGGAAGGCAAGCAGGUGUGGGCUGGCUGAAGGGCAGAUUGAGGUUGGUGAGACAAUGCCCCAGCAUAGCUGCCAAGUUUUCCCUUUUCUCGCAAGGAAGCCUAUUCAGCAUAAUGGAAUUUCCCUUUAAAAAAGGGAGAACUUGGCAGCUAUGUGCCCCAGUCACCCACAUGGACCAGCUUCCAUAGUGAAGCAUCAGGAGGUUCUUUCUAAUUCCACCCCUCCCAAUCUCCCAAAUUUCAUCUUGCAGCAGUUUUGAGGGUGAAUUUUUGAGGACUCCACACAAUGCAUUUCAAAGUUUAGAUACCUUUAAGCCUUUCCUAGCAAGACCUCUUUUGACACCCUUCAUCAUGCUUCUGCAUUGCCCCAUCUUGCCCGACUUACGUUGAGGGGUUCAAAACUGGGCCUCGCAGUGAGCUGGUGUAACGCGGAGACUGUGAGCACAACCCAGAGAGUUGUUUCCAAAUUUGGAUGUGUGGUUUUGUCCAUGGUUAAUACGCUGGGAGAAAUGGUGCUUGGGGUGGGGUGGGGGUGUUGGUUGGUUGCUCUGUGACCACUCUGUGACCUUCCAGAAUAAAAGUUGCCGAUCGGAAGCAACUGGCUGAGAAUUACAGUGGUUGAUAUAUUCUAAUUUAAAUAAAAACGUCCUCCGUUUAAAAUAUGGUUCAUUCACCGGUCAAACCGUCCUUACUCCCUUUAAUUGAAUUAAGAUGGGCAAAUGAGGGGUGUAUGCAGGCCAAGGAGGGAGAAAAUGGUUAACAAAUCACUGUUAUCCUUCCUCAAAUGGUGUAAAACGAAUCAAUUAGAGGCAUGUCAGAGCACCUUUUACACACACACACAACUUUCCGACUGAGAAUGUUUAAUAAAAGGGGAAAUUUAAAUAGGAGGAUAAUAAAUUAGAUUUUUCAGCUACCCUUAAUUUGAUUUCCACCACUCCCCUCCAGUUUUUGCUUUGGGAGGGAAAAUGCUGUCAGGAUUUGUGCGGCUGUUAAAUCAACGGUGGUCCUCUCCUCUUUUAUUUUUUUUAUUAUUUUAUAACUGGUACAUUUCUCAAAACAUGUCCACAUAUUUUGCGUCUCAUUGAAUCCUGGUGGCAGCUACAUAAAAUGAAGGGAAGGCAGUAGAGUGGAUUCCAACCACUCAGCCUUUAAAAAGAAAGAAAGAGAAAGAAAGAAAGAAAGAAAGAAAGAAAGAAAGAAAGAAAGAAAGAAAGAAAGAAAGAAAGAAGGAAAGAAAGAAAGAUUGUGCUCGCCUACGUGGAGAAUCUUGAGAUAGCAGGAGUAUUCUCUUCUGCAUUCUGCUUGGGGUGUCAGGAUCAAAAUCAGAGAGGGGACAUUUGUGCCCAUACAUACAUGGAGGCUAAAAAAAAGAGGAGGGAAGAAACUCCCAAGUGCUAUAAAAUGGCAUAUACCAUGACCCUUUGGGGAAAAUUCCUUUCUCAAAGACAUAGGGCUAUGGUGUGAACUCCUGUGCACUUGAAAUAGGAUUCCCCCCCAACUACACGCUGAGCUCACAGCUGUGGUGAACCUGUAGGCCUCCAGACGUAGCUGAAAUACAACUCCCAUCAUCCCUGACCAUUUACCAUGCUUUCUGGGGCUGAUGGGAGUUGUAAUUCAGCAAUGUCUAGAGGUCUAGAGAAAAAUUUCCCAGUGGAGUUUUCCUUCCUUCCUUCCUUCCUUCCUUCCUUCCUUCCUUCCUUCCUUCCUUCCUUCCUUCCUUCCUUCCUUUUUUGUCUGUUAGAGAUGCAACUUAUUUUACAGUUCAUUUUGAUACAUACCUAGAACAAGAUUUAUCUGGUGUCCCCCACCAGAGAUGCUACCCCUCUCCUAACACCCCAUGCACCCCAAAGGAUGAUGUGGAAAAUAAGAAAAGCAAUGUCGGAUCAGACUUACUGUAGGUACCAUUCCCCCAGCAUUCUGCUAUCACAGUGAUAAUUAUUAACCAGAUGCCUGUGAGAUGCCCACAAGCAUGACAUGAGCACAAGUAGCACUUGUGGAACAUAGGCGUAUGGAUGGCCUGUUGGAUAAGCUGGACCUAAAAGCCCUAUGUAAUGCACAUUGCAAUCAUCCACAUUUGACGAGAUGGAGGCCUUAAUCAUGAGCACCAGGUCCCCAUUUGCCCCCUAACUGAGUAGAGCUGCGAGGGAGCACAGCUGGUUAUGCUGUAACCUUACAGUCCAAUUUGGAACUGGGCCUGGGGUUAGAGCCCCUGGGGCACAGCAGACAAGGAGAAAGCCAGGCUCCUCGCCUUUAUACUUAACCUGGCUAAUGCAGGGACUUCAUAUUGCCUGUCAGUUGUCAGGGCAGGUUCUUCUUAUCCUUAGUGGUUUAUUUCAUUCAUCAGAUUAAAACAAUUUUUAAAGAUGCUCUUUUGGCAUAUAAGCAGCAUAUAAAUUAAUAAAUAAAAACAAAAACUGAGAGAGAGAACAAAAUACUAAUCCCAGCUACAUAGUAAUACAGGGGCCAGGGGCUAGACUUGAUUACUUUUGGGGUUUCUUCCAACUCUACAGUUCUGUGACUCUUAAGUCCUCACCACCUCACUGAAAUAUGAGCACCGCCGUAGGGGAAACAUGAAUUAAUGGAAGGCCUGAGUAAACUGAAAGGUCUAAACCUGGCGCACCUUCCACAAACAGGGGCCACCACUGAAAAGUCUUGUUCUCAUGUGGCCACACUCUGCACCUCCUGUGGGAGGGGAGACAGAGAAGCUACUGUAUGGAAUCUCCAUGGAACUCAGUGAGACUUACAUCUUCAGUAAGCAUGCUUGGAUUACACAACAGACAUGUCAGGAACGGCGGUAGCCAGAACUCUUGCAGUCUUUGUUUUUUUAUCCCAUGUGGACUUUUUCCCUGUGCAAAGAGGAAUAGCAACAUUGGAAAAUACUUCAUUCCAACAGUGACUUUUAUUUCCAAGGAUUUCUCUUUCAAGAGCAUCGUGGUGUUUGUAAGUUCAAAAUGGGCACCCUUUCAUAGAGGUGUCAGCAGCUCCAGGGAAGAGAGCUUCGAUUUUUCCUUUCUUUCCUUAGUUUGGAAAUUUGGCCUGGUGACCCUACACUGACAUGGCUGAAAUCAGAAGGGGAAAACACACACGUGGGACCAAUUAGCUUGGUAGCCCACAAACACAUAAAAUGUGUCAAAAUGCACAUAUGCAUAGCAACACAGGAUAUAACAAACUAGGCUUACAUUAAAGCUACAUCAGAAAUCCAUAGGAGAUAAACUGAAGGUUGUAUUCACCGUACAAAUAUAAUGGGGGGAAUUCAAUGUUGUCCUCUUAAGAAGCUGUGCUGCGUGGAACAAUUUCCCUCCCCCUCCCCUGCACGCUGUUCUGGGUGUUCUCCCAACCUCCCAGAGCUGAUUUGGGGUGGGGGGAAGCCCUGUUGCAUAAGUGGGACUCCCACUAGUAAAACUGUUCAGCUGAAUCCAGCCUAGUUGUGUGUGUUUUUCAAAUGGGAAAGGGCAGUAGCUCAGUGGCAAUGUAUCUGCCUUGCAUGCAGAACGCUGACCAACCAAACCCAAAGAGUGUUCACUAAUGGUUCCUUGUCAUCCUGGGGGAAAGUGACAAACGGGGUGCCACAGGGAUCUGUCCUGGCCCUGUUGUUGUUCAACAUCUUUAUAAACCACUUGGAUGAAGGUGUUGAGGGGAUGCUUGUCACAUUUGCAGGUGACGCCAAACUGGGAGGGGUAGCCGAUGCCGCUGAAGACAGAAUCGGGAUUCAAUAUAACCUUUACAGAUUGGGUAAAAUACAUUUUCACUGCCUUUAAUAGGAUUCAGGAGGGGGAAAGUGCUGCUGUGCAGUUAGAAUGCUCCACAGUGCAGUGUUAAAGAGGAGGCCCCUCUUGGUAGCCUUCAAAAGUUCAGGAGGGGUGACGGACCGAGAGAUAGUAAUAAUGAUUUACCAUCUAUAUGCUGUCCAUCUGACUGGGUUUCCCCAGCGACUCUGGGGGGCUGGGAGGGGGCAUUCUCUAUGGAAUUCUCUCCCCAAAGAGGAUUGCCUGCCACCUUCAUUGCAUCGUUUCUAUCAUAUUCUGAAGGCUUUACUCUGGCCUUGGACAUUUGAGAUAUACGGCAUAUAUCUUCAAAACCUCCCCUAUUCUUGUGACCGUAGCUUGUUUUUUAAAAACAGUUUUAGUAGUGUGGUUAAUAUUGGCAGUUCACAUUUUAAGGCAAGCCUAACCAAUUUGCACUUUCUGAAACCAUACAAGAACGGAAACCCAGCCAUCCUUUGAAAUCUGCACUUCCUGAAUUUUCCAAUGCCGUUCUCUAUCCAAGUUAUGUGUGCAAAAAAAAAAAAAUGUAUACUAAGGUAAAGUGUGCAUUAAAAAAAUCCAUGUAUUAAUGGGAAAAAAACAUUAAAAUGUAUUACAUAUGGGGAAACUGCUCUGCAAAAAUGUGUAUAUUAUGUAAUAAUGCAUUUAAACAUGAGGAGAUUAGGAUAAAUUCACACUAAAAUGCUAAAUAAUUUUCAUGAGGUAUUAGAAA
Messenger RNA from Zootoca vivipara (common lizard), 18886 nucleotides. The record is from RefSeq and is a predicted model, not a curated record. NCBI's taxonomy places the organism in Eukaryota, Metazoa, Chordata, Lepidosauria, Squamata, Lacertidae.